Molecule: messenger RNA, 2645 nt
Organism: Mya arenaria
Lineage: Eukaryota; Metazoa; Mollusca; Bivalvia; Myida; Myidae
Exons: 11
Coding region: 167-1786 (539 amino acids)
Source: RefSeq, a predicted model, not a curated record
GGCGUAUAGAAAACUGGUUUCAAGCAUUGCGAUUAAAAAGAAUUGGUCCGGAACCGGGUGCGGUGUACUAGAUUGUGAUACAGACAUUAUACAACGUUUACUUAUACAGCUGUUAUACUAGCAUAGUGUGGACAUAGCCUGAUCGGAAAAUAUCCCGGAGUUUGCCAUGUUUGGGACCGUAGUGAUUAUAUUAACAUUUGCAGCACCGGCAGUUGCGUCGCCGUGCGCAAUGGAGAACCGGACGAGCCAGCUGACCGACUGCCUCCAGGGGAUCGGAGCCGCACUUAAGGACACUAGUGCAUUCUGGUUCGGUGAAUCCUACCGGACACGUUGUCCGCCGGGCUCCGAAAUCUCUGACCUUCAGUGCACCAACUCACGAUUAGACAGUAACGACAGUGUCAUGACGCGGAUGUUCGAGACGCAGGAUGGGUUUGACGUCACCAAGCUGGACAGAACGCUUGAUCUCAAUUACACAUCAAUUGGACGCAACUACAGCGGCUGCGGGACGACGUAUGUGUGGGACGGCGAGGAGAUGUGGACACAUGACGUAGAUCCGCUAGCCGGAGACGUCGAGCACCCCUGGUACCUAAGGGACAGCCCCAUGUUUCACUGGGAUGUUAAAGCGGGCGAGGAGAACAGCUUCUUUACGCUAGUCAUCUACGAUGUUGGAUACCCUGUCUACCACGGCGUUUACAUCAACAUCCCAGGGAACAACAUCUCAGCGGCGGAUGUGAUCGAUGCAUACCACGGGCCAAAAGUGUCCACGUCGAUUGAGAACCCGUACCUGUUUCUCCUGUACAAGCACUCGGCUCGAGUUACCCCGCCCCAGGAGCUCCUCGACGAGAUCAACCCCAGCAGCUGGGGAAACGCCAAAGACUACGACCUCAAGAGAUUUGCUGAGAAACUCGGCUUUACAGACCCAGUUGCCGCUAACUGGGUGGUAGCGACAGGGGACACGUACGCCGCCAACUACAUGGCAGAGACGGUAGGACUCUUCAACUGCCCAAUUUUUGCAACCAAAGCCCUGCACGAGAAGCCUCGCCCAUUCAUCCCGCCAACGGCCUCCCUAUCCGUCUGGCUUGACGUCCACAUGUCCACCGAGGACCUUAGCUUCGUUGCCUGCUGCAAAAAUUUCAUCUACGAAGCGUACGAGACGUUCCUGGACCCGAUCGGUAACCGCAUCUUCAACAGCGCCCACAUGCGGACGGAAGCCAACGUUACCUAUACCAUGCGCAAGGCUGGAUUUCCCGGCCAAACUUUUGGACCAGACGAGCUUUACGCUCUGGUGACUUUUGAUCCGGAUGUUCCCAGCGCCACUGUCGGCACGGAGGAGAAGCCCCUGCUACACGGGCUAGUCGUCAAUAUCCGCAAUGGAAGUGUACCCACCGGUGAUGAGGUGUUGCGAUACAGCGGACCGUCUCCCCCGGACCAGAAACCCCACUUCUACUACUUCCUGUUAUACCGGCAGUCUAGUGAGCUAAACGCCACCCUCAUGUCCACGUACUCAGCCAACAAUGCCAGAUACUUGUUCGACAUCAACCGUUUAGUGUCUGAACAAAGCCUGACGUUGGUUGGCGCUAGUUGGUUCCGUGCCACUACGGACCCCUACACCAUCACACGCGUGCUUGGCCGAGACUCGUCCCAAUCUGAGAGCCUUUGCGCCACCAUCCCGGGCGGCAAACCGGAACCUUGCCCCACGAGCGCCGCGUCAACCCUCCCACUGUCCGGCGCACUUCCAUUCACCACAUUAGCGUUAAUGUUGAUGGCGACAAUCAUGCAUGUAUAAGGUGGAGCGCCUUUUGAAGUUAGACCGGGGAGAUAGGACAUGAGUUACACUCUACUUAUAUGCAGACCAACUUACUGCGACCAACCUAGUUUUGGACAUAUAAUACUUGUUUAGCGUUUGCAUGUGUGUAUAACAUAUAGCAUCAUCCAAUUCUGGCUGGUCACAUUAAGGUCGUAGGGACAUGUUCAUAUCACGAGCGGUUGAUAGUUGUUUUCCAACGCAUUUUAUAAAAGACCCUGCAACCCAACCAUUUCAGUAAAAGUUUAUAGUGUGGUUCAUUUAAUAGAAUUUUCAUUAGAAAUUUAGAGAGAGAGAGAGAGAGAGAGAGAGAGAGAGGUGUCAUUUGUUUCCUAUUAUGACAGGCAAAACUGUUUAAACCUAUAGAUUGGACUUAAAUGAUACAACUAGAAGACUGAAGAUUCAAUGAUUUAGAUUUAAUGAAUAUGAUGGAAUUAUGUUGUUCUAUCCUUUUUAACUAUUAAGUAUCUAUUCAGUAUCAAUCACUAUUCUUUAUCAUUGUUUCACUCUGUUAGUUCUUUAAUGGUGAAUGAUUAAGUAGUAAUGUUUUAAGUUAUCUUCUAUUUUGUUUUCUUUGUUAAAAUUAAUACAUCUAUUUAAUAUGUAUAGUUAUAUACCUGUAUAAUCAAACUUGAAUCUAGCUAACUUCAUCUUGUAAUUUCAAUGCUGAUUUUUAAAUUUUUCUAAUUUCUGUUGCGUUGCAUGUCCAUAUAUGUGAGAUGUAAUAUCUAUGUGCUUUUCUGAACAUAGAUGAAAAGAGCGCUAUAAAAAUGAUGAAUCUGGUAAAUGAUAAUAACAUGAACAAAUAAUGUUAAUAAAACAAGAACAUUUGUUAUUUCAA